This is a messenger RNA of Cyphellophora attinorum, 780 nucleotides long. RefSeq lists its product as uncharacterized. The coding region runs from base 1 to 780 and encodes 259 amino acids. Lineage: Eukaryota; Fungi; Ascomycota; Eurotiomycetes; Chaetothyriales; Cyphellophoraceae. The transcript has 4 exons. The record is from RefSeq and is a predicted model, not a curated record.
AUGAAGACCAACGUCUUCCUUACCCUCCUGUUCGGGGUCCUGGCCUUCGUCGUCGGCAUCAAAGCCUCCGACGAGCAGGCCACUUCCUCCAGGAACUCACACGGCACUUCACAUGGCUCUUCAAUGGAGACUGGAGAUUUCCCUGCUCCCACGGCAUUCCACAUGGCUCUCCCAUCGAGACUGGACUCCCGCAUCCUCGACCUACCAAUCACUCCACCACUAGCACUGGUGUAUCAUGGGAGGCUUCUCAAGCUUCUGACCCAAACAUCCCUCCGUGGACCGCUCCUGCUCCUGAGCCGUUCAGCGCUCCCUUCACCACCCACACUCCUGGCUCGGUCAUUCCUACUUUCACCACCCACACCCGGACCCAGACGCGUCCUCAUGGCUCUCACAACACCACUCAUACCAGUCAUACCAGCACCUUCAGCAAGCCCGUCUUUCCCCCUAUGCUGCGCGAGGAGGCGAAGAAAGUGCGGUGCUGACGAUAAGCUUAUGAGUAUGACGUCCCGUUGCGAAGGCCACAAAUUCUAUGCUUGCUGCCCCAAAGGUUAUCAAGAUCUCUUCGACGAGGACUGUGUCGGCUUGCCCUCUUGCAAGCAGAAGGGCAAGUCUUCCGACAAGGACUGGCGCAAGUGGAAGGGCGUUACUCCCAACGGCUGUGUCAACUGUGCGGACGGUUAUUCUGCAACUCCAUUCUUCUAUGGCGGCUGCAUGGCUGAUCCUCUGCCGGACGACUUCAAGGACGGGAAGUGCACCGGUCCGACGGGCAAUAAGUGCUGA